AGAAAUGUCAAUCUCCGACAUCAUCGAUCGCCUAAUGAGCAGAUGGGACCGACAGAACCCGCCGAGCCAAAAGUUUCAGUGCUGGAAUGAUUUGAUCAAACUCGAUAUAAUCCCCUGAGAUUAAAAAUGACAGAUUACGUCGAGGAGCAAAGGAAUGAACUUGAAGCCAUAGAAUCAAUCUAUCCCGACUCCUUUACAGUGCUGUCAGAAGAACCCACCAGCUUCACGAUCACAGUGACGUCAGACGCAGGAGAAAACGGGGAAACUGUUGAGGCAACUUUAAAGUUUACAUAUGUAUCAGAAUACCCGGAUGAGCCCCCACUGUGGGAGAUCUACUCUCAAGAAAACCUGGAAGAUGGCGACCUGGAGAACAUUCUCACCCUGUUGAAGCAGCAGGCUGAAGAAAACCUGGGUAUGGUGAUGAUUUUCACCCUGGUGACAGCUGUUCAGGAGAAACUUAAUGAAAUUGUGGAUGCAAUGAAAAACAGACAAGAAGAGGAAAAACUCCGGAAAGAAAAAGAGGCAGAGGAAGCAGAAAAGGUGAAGUUCCAGGGUACAGUGGUAACAAUUGAAAACUUCCUGGCAUGGAAAGCAAAGUUUGAGCUGGAGAUGGCUGAGUUCAGACGAAAAAAACAGAAAGAGGAAGAGCAGGCUGGAAAACCCCGACUCACUGGUAAACAGCUGUUUGAGAGAGAUCAUAACCUCGACACAUCAGACAUUCAGUUCCUAGAAGAUGCUGGAAACAAUGUAGAAGUGGACGAGUCCCUGUUCCAGGACAUUGAGGACUUGGAUUUGGAUGAAGAGGAUCCAAACUUUGACCCGUUAGACAUGGACAGUGAUGAUGACUAAAGCUGGACAAAACAACACAGUUAAAACCCCCAGCAGACCACCGCUUCACUCAUAGUUCCACCCAAUUGUGGCAUUUCUGAAGACUCUUGGAGAAAAUAGAAAAAAAAUCUCAGUUUACUACAACAGAAGAUGUUAAAAAAAAUAAACUAAUUGAAAUUUCCAAAAUAAA
Poeciliopsis prolifica (blackstripe livebearer) is the source of this 1018-nucleotide messenger RNA. It is a transcript of the gene rwdd1, whose product is annotated as RWD domain containing 1. NCBI's taxonomy places the organism in Eukaryota, Metazoa, Chordata, Actinopteri, Cyprinodontiformes, Poeciliidae. The record is from RefSeq and is a predicted model, not a curated record. The transcript is spliced from 7 exons. Gene Ontology annotation, molecular function: protein binding. Gene Ontology annotation, biological process: cytoplasmic translation. The coding region runs from base 127 to 849 and encodes 240 amino acids.